CCCUUGUCAGCCAGGACUCUCCCUCCCGGCGGUUGUUGUUCCGCGGCGGCGGCGGCGGCGGCAGCAGUAGCGGUAGCGGUAGCGGUAGCGGCGGCGGCGGCAGCAGCAGCAGCGGCAGCAGCAGCAGCAGCAGCAGCUCCCUUCCCUCAGCCGAGGAGUCGGCUGGGCCUGGCGGGGCCUCCCCCCCGCCGGCCCCCGCCUCGCCUCGGGCCCGUCAGUGGCGAUGGAGCUGGAGGUGCCGGACGAGGCGGAGAGAGCCGAGGCGGGGGCCGUCCCUCCGGAGGCGGGAUGGGCUGUGGAGAGCGGGGCGGCGGCGUCCUCGGCGACAGGUCUGACACAGAAGAAGUCAACUGUAAGUGAGUCUCCAAUGUUGUCUGGACAAUCCAGUGGACACGGGAAGAAGCUAGGUCAUCGGGGAGUUGAUGCUUCUGGAGAAACCACCUACAAAAAGACCACCUCCUCUACUCUUCGGGGGGCCAUCCAGUUAGGAAUUGGCUACACUGUAGGCAACCUGAGCUCCAAACCAGAGAGAGAUGUCCUCAUGCAAGAUUUUUACGUGGUGGAGAGCAUCUUUUUCCCCAGCGAAGGAAGUAACCUCACUCCUGCCCAUCACUAUGCUGACUUCAGAUUCAAAACCUAUGCACCUGUGGCUUUUCGGUAUUUCCGAGAGCUCUUUGGUAUUCGUCCCGACGACUAUUUGUAUUCCUUGUGCAAUGAACCACUGAUUGAACUUUCCAACCCAGGUGCCAGUGGCUCCCUCUUCUAUGUUACUAGUGAUGAUGAGUUCAUCAUUAAGACUGUGAUGCACAAGGAAGCAGAGUUCCUGCAGAAGCUGCUUCCUGGCUAUUACAUGAAUUUAAACCAGAAUCCCCGGACCCUGCUGCCUAAGUUUUAUGGGCUCUACUGUGUUCAGUCUGGAGGAAAGAACAUCCGGGUGGUGGUAAUGAACAACAUCCUUCCCCGCUUAGUAAAGAUGCACCUUAAGUUUGACUUAAAGGGCUCUACAUACAAGAGACGGGCAAAUAAGAAGGAAAAGGAAAAGUCCAUCCCCACCUAUAAGGACCUGGACUUUAUACAGGACAUGCCUGAGGGGCUGUUGCUGGAUGUUGACACUUUCAAUGCACUGGUGAAAACUCUGCAGAGAGACUGCUUGGUAUUGGAGAGUUUUAAGAUCAUGGACUACAGCCUGUUGUUGGGGAUACAUAACAUUGACCAGUAUGAGCGAGAAAGGCAGGCAGAGGGAACCUCUCAGAGCACAUCGGAUGAGAAGCGUCCAGUUGGCCAGAAGGCCCUCUACUCUACAGCCAUGGAGUCUAUCCAGGGCGGGGCCGCCCGGGGGGAAUCUAUAGACACUGAUGACACGAUGGGUGGCAUCCCAGCAGUGAAUGGCCGUGGGGAACGUCUGCUGCUACACAUAGGAAUAAUUGACAUCCUUCAAUCUUACAGAUUCAUCAAGAAGCUGGAGCACACAUGGAAGGCUCUUGUCCAUGAUGGGGACACCGUCUCUGUGCACCGCCCCAGCUUCUAUGCUGAGAGAUUUUUCAAGUUCAUGAGCAACACAGUCUUUCGGAAGAACUCCUCUCUGAAAUCAUCACCAUCAAAGAAAGGUAGAACCACUUUGCUGGCAAUCAAGCCUUCUGGACCAACAGCUGCCUUCUCUGCCAGCCAGAUUCCUAGUGAGAGGGAAGAAAUGCAGUAUGACCUACGAGGAGCCCGGAGUUACCCCUUGCUGGAGGACGAAGGCAGACCUGACCUACUGCCCUGUACUCCCCCAUCAUUUGAAGAAGCAACUACAGCCUCUAUAGCUACAACCUUGUCUUCUACAUCCCUCUCCAUCCCUGAGCGAUCUCCUUCUGAGACCUCUGAACAUCCCCGAUACAGGCGCCGCACACACUCCUCUGGACAUGAUACCCGAUCCCAUGAUGAGGUCCAUGUGGAAGAGGAUCUCCAGCAGAUCACCGUUGAAGUUGAAUCCAAAUGUAGCAUUGAUGCCAUGGCUCCCCAAGAAGAGGCUAAAGGGGAAGAGGCUUCUUCUGCCUGCAUUAUGGUCACACCCCCGGCCACCGUGGAAGUGGAAACCACCAGCCAGGCCUCAGAGCCAGCCAGCCAGGCCUCAGAUGAAGACGAUGCACCUGUCACAGACCUCUAUUUUUUCACGGAUGGGAGGUACUGGAUUUACUCUCCCCGCCAUCGCCGACUCCGGGCCAUCGUGCUGUCCCCCUCCAAGACUCCCACCGAUGAGAGGAGCUGGGUUUACUCCCCACUCCACUAUAGCACGAAAGUCCACUCGGUCUCUGAUGAUGAGAGCGAUACAUAAUUUCUAUGCAGACGGGAAGCCUGAAGCCAAGCCUAGUCCCCUCUCCAGGUUGCCGUGUUACCCUUGUGUCGAUAUCCUGCCCAUCUGGGCUGGCCAUAAGGGAGUUUGCCGACUCGCUGCAGAACAGGACCUCCUCCGCC
Messenger RNA from Dromiciops gliroides (monito del monte), 2457 nucleotides. RefSeq names its product phosphatidylinositol-4-phosphate 5-kinase type 1 gamma (gene PIP5K1C). The transcript is spliced from 19 exons. The coding region runs from base 224 to 2317 and encodes 697 amino acids. Lineage: Eukaryota; Metazoa; Chordata; Mammalia; Microbiotheria; Microbiotheriidae. Gene Ontology annotation, biological process: phosphatidylinositol metabolic process. The record is from RefSeq and is a predicted model, not a curated record. Gene Ontology annotation, molecular function: phosphatidylinositol kinase activity.